UGGUAGAGUGACCUAGCAACUCUUGCCUUUAAAAAUUUGCCGAACCCAGCAGAAGAAAUCGGAUGAGGAAUAAAGCAUUUGGCUUUCAAGUAGUGCUGAUACAGAGAAUCGUCAUACUUAGGCAGGUAGCACACAGUAAAGGGACAGUGAGGAGUUAUUAAAAUCCAGGACGUGAAGUGCUCUUCAAAGGUUUGGAAAUGUUCGAGGGAAUGUGCACAAGAGCGUCCUGGCUAGUGGAAAACGUAGAAGGGAGUAACUUUGGCUAUGCAUCCAUUCUUUUGGGCAUAUAUUCACUCUCUUCACAGGUUCCUAUCGGGGAGACAAUGCGCACACACUACCUCCUAUAUUAAUAACCCCAUGCAGCAGUACAGGCUGGGGGUUGACCUGCUGGCGAGCAGCUCUGAAGAGAGAGACCUGGGAGUGCUGGUGGACAGCAAAUUGAGAGCCAGCAAUGUGACCUUGUGGCCAAAAAGGCCCAUGGUAUCAUGGGGUGCAUUAAGAAAGUGUGUUCAGCAGGCCAGCAUCAGGUCGAGGGAGGUUUUUGUCCCCCUCUACUCUGCCCUGGUAAGGCCACACCUGGAGUACUGUGUCCAGCUCUGGGCUCCCCAGUUGAAGCGAGAGAAGGAACUUGUGGGAAGAGUCCAUUGCAAGGCUGCAGAAAUGAUUAGGGGACUGGAGCAUCUCUCUUAAAAGGCUGUGAGACCUAGGGCAAUUUAGCCUGGAGAAGACUGGAGGGGAACCUUACCAGCAAUUAGAAAUACUUAAAGAGUAGACGUCAAGAGGAUGGAGCAAGUCUUUAUGUAGUGCCCAGUGACAGGACAAGGGGUAACAGGCACAAGCUGCAACACAGGAAUUUACACUUGAUGAGAAACUUCUUCUGUGUGAGGGUGAGGGAGCCCUGGCACAGGCUGCCGAGAGAGACUGUGGGGUCUCCCUGGACGUUUUCAAAACGCACUUGGAUGUGUUCCUGUGCAACCCCGUCGAGCUUUAGCGGGGGGGGGGGGUAGUUCAUGUGUAUGCCAACCAGGAUACAGGAUGGUUUCUAGCAGUGGUGGAUCCUCCGUUAUUUGUGAAAAGUGCCCAGAAAAUAUGAGCGGAGUUACACAAGAUGGGUGGAAUUGUAUUAUUUGCCCUAAAGGUCUAACUUCAGAAGGAAAAUGUAAAUGCCUUAAUAAUGAAAUAUUAGUGGAAAGAAGUGUCAACGGCAUUCUACUCAAUGAGGCUUUGUGCAUACGCUGCAAUGGAAGUGAGCAAUCAUUCUCUGCUUCAGAUGCAUCAGGAAAUAGGUGUGUAAGAUGUGAGCAAACCUUCAUCAAUGUAAGCAAGUCUUGUGACUGCAGCAGCCCAAAUGUUUUAGCUGGAGGAUUGUGUUUCAGUGCCAGUGAAAGCUUACCCCCAAAGGGAGUUGCAACUGUUAGUUUUGGACAGCUAGGUAUAACACUGACAUCAGCAUGGUUUCUGAAAAACCUGCAGUCCUCAGCCUCUGCCUGUUGGUUGUACUCUAAUCUAACAGCAUGCCAAGCUCUUGGAAAUAUGUGUGUGAUGAAUAUGAAUUCACUGAGUUCCUCAGGUACCGAUGCCUGUGGUUUAUUUCGGUACAUUUAUGUCAAUACAGCAAGGCUUGGCAUUGUUCAUUCAAUAGCCUUCUGGAGGCAUAAUCUUCCAUGGCUAUAUUAUGGUGAUCAACCAGGAUUAGCAUCCCAAGUGCUUGAGGCAAAUCAUUUCCCUACAGUCUUCAGUUUUAAAGGAACAGAUAAGGAUGUAAAGCUGCAAUUUAUUGCAGCCUCAUUUGAUGCAGCAGGAAACUUUCUUAAAUGGCAAAGUUUGGAGGGAGGCAUCUUACAGCUUUGUCCUGAUACCCAAACUAAAUUGAAUGCAGCUUAUGCAUUUGGAACAACUUACCAACAAAAUUGCAAAGUUUCCAUUUCCAAGCUUUUACUGGAUUUUGCUAAUCCAGUCUUUUAUGACCUAUUCCUUGAAUAUAAUGGUGACAAUGGACAAGAAAAGCUUUGGGCUGUGCCAGUUUUAAACUUGAAUCUUCAAUACAAUGAAAUGUUUGUUAAUCAAGGCAGUAAUAUGAACAACUGGCUUCUGACUCGUCGAUUUUUUUUGGUGGAUGCACUAAGUGGAAAAGAGAAUGACUUGGGAAAACUACCAAGAGUAAUUCGGAUUGCUAGCAAAAUCACAAUAAGUAUUCGUCUGGUAUCCCAUACUCAGAGAGGAACCAUCUACCCUCCUCUACUUACUAUUGCUUACACAGAUAUGCCUGUCCAAAAUCCCGAAACACAGAGUGUGAUGGUUUCCUUCUCAGUCAAUUAUGAGAUGAAUCAGUCAGAGGCUCAGGUACAGACUGACAUCACGUUGGGUGUGUUGGGUGGACUUGGAGUGUUAUGGUCCCUUCUCAAGACUGCAGGCUGGAAGAGGCAAACAGGAAACUCUAUAAUUGACUUGCAGACAAUUUUCAAGUUCUUAUUGUUUUAUGCUGGAGACCUUGCCAACGUUUUCUUUAUCAUCACAGUGGGCACAGGGAUUUAUUGGCUCGUGUUCUUCAAAGCUCAGCAGUUUGUCUCUGUCCUUUUACCGCUUCCUUCUCAAGAAGAAGACUUUGUUACAUACAUAGCAUGUGCGUUUAGUUUAAAGGCUCUGCAAUUCCUACAGUUGCUGGUUUCACAACUUACUGUAGACGUUUUCUUUAUUGACUGGGAAAGACCUAAGGGCAAAGUUGUUAAAGCAGUUGAAGGUGAAGGCGUUACUAAAAGUGCUACUGCACCUGUGAGCAUAUGGAGGACAUAUUUUAUAGCAAAUGAAUGGAAUGAGAUUCAGACAAUGAGGAAGAUAAAUCCCCUCUUUCAAGUGCUUGCAGUUCUUUUUUUUCUGGAGGUGGUAGGAUUUUCAAACCUGGCUUUAAUGGAUUCUUCUUCCAGUCUUACAAGAAGCGCUGAGAGUUACACAGCACCUUGGAGCCGCAUUUUAAGGUUCGGUGUGUCUGCUGCACUCUGGCUAGGCAUUGCCUUCUUACAGGUUAUUUUUUUUUCUAUGUUUUAUGAAAGAUUUGUUGAAGACAAGAUAAGCCAAUUUAUUGAUUUGUGUUGCAUGAGCAAUAUUUCAGUGUUUCUCUUGUCACACAGCUGCUUUGGUUAUUACAUCCAUGGUCGCUCUGUGCAUGGGCAUGCAGAUACCAAUAUGGAAGAAAUGAAUAUGAAUCUAAAGAGAGAAGCAGAAAAUCUAUGCAGUCAGAGAGGUUUGUUACCAAACACAGACGGCCAGACAUUUCAGAUUUCUAUUUCAAGAAAAAUGCGACUGCACUAUGACAGGAUUCAUGAAACCCUCACAAGAAAACGUGGUCCUGCUAGGCUUUUGGACUCGGCUGCAAACGCUUUUGAACAAAGCACAAGGGCAUACAACACCAUGAACAGAUUUCUCAACUCUUUUAUUGAUCACGUUCAUAAAGAAAUGGAUUACAUUGUUAAAGAUAAGUUGCUGCUGGAACGGAUUCUUGGCAUGGAGUUCAUGGAACCAAUAGAGAAAAGUAUUUUUUACAAUGAUGAAGGACACUCUUUCACUGACGUUCUCUAUUACGGCAACGAGGCAACGCUGCUCAUCUUUGAUACCUUGUUUUUCUCCGUGGUGGAUCUGGCUUCCCAAAGUUUUGUUUUGGCAGCUAUUCUAACAUAUUUGCAACAAGAGAUAUUUAGGUUCAUUCGUAAUACACUUGGGAAGAAGAAUUUGGCAUCCAAAACCUUGGUGGAUGAAAGAUUCCUCAUUUAAUUAAGAAGAUGAAAAACUCUUGCAGAGUUAAUUGUGGAAGUCAUGUCCACAACUGAAGUACCUCUGGCCUGCAGAUUAAUUGCAGUGCAAUUUCCAGUAAUAGUAAUGUAAUGGUUUUGAAAUAGAUAAUUUUUAUACUGUUUG
Colius striatus (speckled mousebird) is the source of this 3912-nucleotide messenger RNA. It is a transcript of the gene TMEM67, whose product is annotated as transmembrane protein 67. Gene Ontology annotation, cellular component: MKS complex; ciliary transition zone. Gene Ontology annotation, biological process: cilium assembly. Lineage: Eukaryota; Metazoa; Chordata; Aves; Coliiformes; Coliidae. Bases 1036 to 3768 code for a protein of 910 amino acids. The transcript has 28 exons. The record is from RefSeq and is a predicted model, not a curated record.